Molecule: messenger RNA, 2974 nt
Organism: Liolophura sinensis
Lineage: Eukaryota; Metazoa; Mollusca; Polyplacophora; Chitonida; Chitonidae
Product: probable RNA-binding protein EIF1AD
Exons: 5
Coding region: 117-608 (163 amino acids)
Biological process (GO): translational initiation
Cellular component (GO): nucleus
Molecular function (GO): RNA binding; translation initiation factor activity
Source: RefSeq, a predicted model, not a curated record
AUUCACCGAUUGCUCAACGUGUUCUGUGAAAUGGAAACAAGGGGAUCGCAGGUUUCAACACAUGUUAAUUCCAGUUUAUUCAAACUAACAGGCUGUAAUUUUUGUCAGACGUAAAGAUGUCGAAGGCUACAAAGAGGAAACAUGUUGCCCAAGAGGUACUUGAGGAGUUUGUCAUGCCUACAGAGAACCAAAGUGUGGUUAAGGUGGUCGCUAGCAAGGGGAAUAAUCUUCAUGAAGUAGAGAUAUCAAGUGGUGAUAAGUUCCUCGUCAGCAUGCCAACAAAGUUCCGUAAAAACAUUUGGAUUAAAAGAGGAAGUUUUGUCAUUGUUGACCCGAUAGAAGAGGGCGAUAAAGUGAAAGGGGAGAUAACUGCUAUUCUCUACAAGGAGCAGAUUAAAUACCUAAAGGAAGAAGGAAAAUGGCCCAAAGAAUUUGAUGACAAGACUGAUGAUGUAAGCCGAAAAGAUGCAAUGAUAGAUGAUGACAUGUUACCCCCGUCUGAUGACAGUGGUGAUGAAGGGCUAUCGAAUGUGAUAGCCAACCCAAACCGUGCUCCUGUGGCAGUUGAAUCAACAGACUCGGAGGAAUCUGAGGAUGAGGAAACAUGAUAUAGUCAGCGUAUUCCAUGUGUGACACAUCUGACGGACUCAUUGUCUGCAUGAACAGCUUGAUCAGAGUGGAAACAGUUGGUACGCUGUCUACAUGUGAUUCAAUCUGCUUAUUCCAUGUGUGACACAUCUGACGGACUCAUUGUCUGCAUGAACAGCUUCUGAGGGAUCAGAGUGGAAACAGUUGGUACGCUGUCUACAUGUGAUACAAUCUGCUUAUUCCAUGUGUGACACAUCUGACGGACUCAUUGUCUGCAUGAACAGCUUGAUCAGAGUGGAAACAGUUGGUACACUGUCUACAUGUGAUACAAUCUGCGUAUUCCAUGUGUGACACAUCUGACGGACUCAUUGUCUGCAUGAACAACUUGAUCAGAGUGGAAACAGUUGGUACACUGUCUACAUGUGAUACAAUCUGCUUAUUCCAUGUGUGGACACAUCUGACGGACUCAUUGUCUGCAUGAACAGCUUCUGAGGGAUCAGAGUGGAAACAGUUGGUACGCUGUCUACAUGUGAUACAAUCUGCUUAUUCCAUGUGUGACACAUCUGACGGACUCAUUGUCUGCAUGAACAGCUUGAUCAGAGUGGAAACAGUUGGUACACUGUCUACAUGUGAUACAAUCUGCGUAUUCCAUGUGUGACACAUCUGACGGACUCAUUGUUUGCAUGAACAGCUUCUGAGGAAUCAGAUGAUAACAAUUGAUAAACUGUCUGCACCUGAUACAGUGUUACAUUGUUGUGUGAUUAUGAAGUUGGUUACAUUAUGAUUACAUUAUGAAGCUGGGAACAGAUACACAAAUCACUGUCAUUCAGGAUACACCGGUACAUUGUUGUGUGAUACAGUGUUACAUUGUUGUGUGAUUAUGAAGUUAGUUACAUUUUGAAGCUGGGAACAGAUACACAAAUCACUGUCAUCACUGUCAAAUGGGUUUCUUCAAGCCCGGUUUCCUCCCACCUUAAUACUGAUUGCCGUCAUAGAAGUGAAAUUUUCUUGAGUAUGGUACAAAACACCAGUGAAAGAAAUAAGUAGACCCGAAGCUUCAUAGCACACUAGCACACUUUCAUAAUAUUUGUACCAUCUAUAUACAUACAAGUAAGGAAUCAGAUAAUAAUAUGUGGUUUACUAUUUGAUAUAUUACACGGCAUGCUCAUCUAUUCACCCCAAGGGCCCUAUACUGCUUAAAAUACUAGCUAAACACCAUGACCCAGAAGCCUCUCACCAAUGUGAUCACUGUGAGUUCAAAUCCAGCUGGGGCCUCCGUGGCUCAGUUGGUUAGCGCGCUAGCACAACGUAAUGACCCAGGAGUCUCUCACCAAUGCGGUCGCUGUGAGUUCAAGUCCAGCUCAUGCUGGCUUCCUCUCCGGCAGUAAGUGGGAAGGUCUGCCAACAACCUGCAGAUGGCUGUGGGUUUCCCCCGGGCUCUGCCCGGUUUCCUCCCACCAUAAUGCUGGCCGCCAUUGUAUAAGAGAAAUAUUCUUGAGUACGGCAUAAAACACCAAUCAAAUAAGUAAAUAAAUAAAUCAAAUCCAGCUCAAACUGGCUUCCUGUCCACUCAUAUGUAAGAAGGUCUCCCAACAACUUGCUGAAUGUUGUGGGUUUUUUCGCAACCACAAUGCUGGUCGUCGUGUAUGGGAAAUAUUCUUGAGUACGGCACAAAACGCCAAUCAAAUAAAUUAAUAAAUAAAUCUAAUGAAAACCCUGGGUUUCACUGCAUCACUGACUAUACACCAAGAAUGAAGAUGCCAAAGGUUAUGGUUACCAGGGCUCGGUUGUUCGAAAGUGUCUGAAGAUAUAGCCCAAAAUUAAUUGCGUUACAGUAUGUAGUAAAUAUGAACUAAAUAUCCUGCUGUGCCAUUUGGUCUCUGUACAGCUGUAUUGGUUGCUGGGUUCUGUUACCAUUGUAAAGAUGUAAUAUGAUUUAAUACCAGUAUUAACGUAAUACACGUUUGAACAUCCAGGUCCAGGCACUAUGUGAAGCACUGUGAUAGCUUGCUUUCACCUACAGUAGCAAGGUGUCUCCUUCAAUCAGGACUUCGUGUAGCCAAUGAAUAAAGCCUCAUUCCUUCAUGAAUAGAUUUUAUUUGAAUCUACAAGUAACUACUUCUGGAUGACAUUCAGACUUCUACAAGUUCUGAAAGGUUAGAACACUUGGUUGUUAUUCCUUGAUAUGGGGUUUAGGAUGUGGUCUAACAUAUAAAAAGCAAACAGUGAAAACAAACUUGUUGAAGGAAAAAGUCUGAAUUUGAUCGCUAAGCUGGUCCCAUGUUCCCAGUAUAUUAACCGAGGUCAUUUCUGAAAACAACCAACCAUUGGCAGAAACUAUGCUUAAAAAAGAUGGCUUUGGAAAUAUAAAAUAUUCCUCAAAUGA